CGGAGUAUCUCCCAUAGACUCCGUCAUGUCCUCAUUCAAUGUUUUGGGCUGAAAUCUUUACAUAUUAGUAAGCACAGAAAUUUGUAUUUGGAAGACGAAAUUAGCAAUUCAAAUGAUGAUGAUCCGAUCUAGGGCCGCCGUCUCUGUUUGGAUUUCUCUCCACUCAUUCAUUUUCCUGCUUUCGAUUUCAUUGAUUCCUCGUGAAGCUUCGAGCUCGAAUCCAAUCAUCUCUUCUGCAAAAGCGAAACAGGUCUCAUGGAAACCCAGAGCAUUUGUGUACGAAGGUUUCCUUACCGAUGAAGAAUGUGAUCAUUUAAUAUCCAUUGCGAAAUCGGAGCUCAAGAGGUCGGCUGUUGCAGAUAAUUUGUCGGGGAAAAGCAAGCUCAGCGAAGUUCGAACUAGCUCAGGAAUGUUCAUCAGCAAAGGAAAGGAUCUCAUUAUUUCUGGUAUUGAGGACAAGAUUGCAGCAUGGACUUUUCUUCCAAAAGAGAAUGGAGAAGACAUACAAGUACUGCGGUAUGAGCAUGGACAGAAAUACGACCCACACUAUGAUUACUUUGCCGAUGAGGUUAAUAUUGCUAGGGGUGGGCACCGUGUUGCCACUGUACUUAUGUACCUAACGGACGUUGCAAAAGGUGGUGAAACAGUAUUUCCCACAGCUGAGGAGUCUCACCAUCGUGGAUCAUCUCAAAAAGAAGUUGAUUUGUCAGAUUGUGCAAAGAAGGGAAUUGCAGUGAAACCUCGAAGAGGGGAUGCACUUCUGUUCUUCAGUCUCCUUCCAAAUGGUACUCCAGACCAGAUCAGUCUCCAUGCAGGAUGCCCAGUAAUUGAAGGUGAGAAAUGGUCUGCGACAAAGUGGAUACAUGUGGACUCCUUUGAUAAGAACUUGGGAGCUGGUGGGAAUUGCACGGAUGAUAAUGAAAGUUGUGAGAGAUGGGCCGCUCUUGGAGAAUGCACAAAGAACCCAGAGUAUAUGGUUGGAUCUCCAGAUCUUCCAGGUUCUUGCAGGAGGAGUUGUAAAGUGUGUUAAGACAUUCAACUUACUGUUAAUGCAUGGAAUCAUUUGCUUUAUACAGUCAUUAUGUGCUUUCCCACACGGAUCCAUGUAGCCGACCCCAUUUAAUUGGGAUAAGGCUGAGAUGUGUAGUCAUUAUGUGCUUUCAUGGUGUGUCCUAAUGUGGCUGGAUUGAGUUCACUUUGUUGUUGUAAAAAAAUUUCAGUGCUAAUUAUUCUUUGUUUUGGUAUA
This is a messenger RNA of Macadamia integrifolia, 1246 nucleotides long. Its product is annotated as probable prolyl 4-hydroxylase 4. The transcript is spliced from 7 exons. The record is from RefSeq and is a predicted model, not a curated record. Gene Ontology annotation, cellular component: endoplasmic reticulum. Gene Ontology annotation, biological process: peptidyl-proline hydroxylation to 4-hydroxy-L-proline. Gene Ontology annotation, molecular function: iron ion binding; procollagen-proline 4-dioxygenase activity; L-ascorbic acid binding. The coding region runs from base 113 to 1030 and encodes 305 amino acids. NCBI's taxonomy places the organism in Eukaryota, Viridiplantae, Streptophyta, Magnoliopsida, Proteales, Proteaceae.